Molecule: messenger RNA, 209 nt
Organism: Candidula unifasciata
Lineage: Eukaryota; Metazoa; Mollusca; Gastropoda; Stylommatophora; Geomitridae
Source: the annotation of a GenBank genome assembly
AGGCUGUAGAAAGCUUGCAUGCCAUACAGAAUGGUCAACGCGUGAUAACACUCAGCCGGCAGGAAGUGACCGACUGCUGCGGGGAAGACUUUCAUCCCAAGUACCAGGGCUACAAAUGUGUAGCUCUCAUUGGUGGACUGUGUUCGGCCUUGACCUACACGCCUUCUGUUGGCGGUUGUGACAACAAGACAUGUCUGGCCGUUGGCAAG